AUGGAAUUUGCAUACGUCCAACCUAUGACAGACCUCACGGAGGACAUUAGACGAGAGAUUGGACAGCACUUUGUCUUCGGGUUUCAUGGGCACGACGUCAACGACGAUAUCAGGAUACUGAUCUGUGACUAUUUCCUCGGAAAUGUAAUACUCAUGAAACGGAAUGUCCAAAGCAUCGUGCAAGUCCGUGCUCUCGUUCGCAAGCUUCAGCUGCUUGCGAAGGAGGCUGGGCACAAGCGUCCACUCAUGAUCGGUAUCGAUCAAGAGAACGGCCUUGUCUCAGCGUUCAGUCUGUCGUUUACAGACGAUGCUGGCACACAAUUUCCUGGUGCCAUGGCUCUCGCUGCAUCUGGUUCCCCCGAACUAGCUGAGCGUGUUUCGCAUGCAAGCGGACGGGAGCUACGAUUAGCGGGUAUCCAUUGGGCCUACAGCCCUGUAGCGGAUAUUAACUCGGAUCCAAGAAACCCAGUUAUAGGCGUGCGCUCGUAUGGUGAUGACCCGAAUGAGGUUGCUCUCUACGUCCAGGCAGUAAGCCGCGGUUUGAUAUCUGCGAAAAUCGCACCAUCGGCCAAACAUUUUCCAGGGCACGGAAACACGCAUAUUGAUUCACAUCUCAAUCUUCCCCGCAUAAUGACCUGCCAAAAAGACCUGGCAGCGACAGAGCUCGUCCCGUUCCAAGCCCUGGUGGAUAGCGGCAUUCCUAGCAUAAUGACGGGACACAUGGCUCUCCCGCUCAUCACAGACGAUGAUACCCCCUGCUCCCUGUCGAGGCAGAUCACCACUGGUCUCUUGCGCGAAGAGAUGGGCUUCAAAGGCGUCAUUGUCACCGACUGUCUCGAGAUGGAGGCCGUCGCGAGUAAAUAUGGAGCUGAAGGCGGUGCUGUCAUGAGUCUGCAGGCGGGCGCAGACAUCGUCAUGAUCUGUCACCAAUACAGCCGUCAUAUGGGAGCAUUGGAAGCAGCGUACACUGCUGUGCGAGAGGGAAAACUGUCGAUUGACGCAUUGCGCGUUAGUGGCGUUAGGAUCAACGCUCUGAAGGACGAGUUCGCAGGGGCUUGGGAUGACGUGUUCUCGUCGGGGUUGGAGCCCGAUGAGCUGUCUCGCCUGAAGCAGGAGAAUAUUUUGCUCGCCCAGCACGCGUACGCUCGAUCAGUCGCUGUCAUACGCGAUCCUGUCGGCACCCUUCCUCUCAGCACCAACGGCCACGCUGUCCUAUUCACUCCGCGUAUGGAGAGCAUCAACCUCGCUGUAGACGAUGCCGAGGGCAAGCUUCGUGACAGCCAGAGACGUCUGCGGAACACGGCGGGUCCGUCAUACCAAGCCUUCGCCGCCUCGAUCUCACAGCGAGUACUAGUUCCUGUGAAGCACAUCGUCUACGCGCCAGACGAAGAGAUCUCGGACUCGAUAAAAGAGAGCCUCCGGGCAGCUACAUCAGUCAUCUUUGCAACCCGUAAUGGCCUCGACCAUGGCGAGUGGCAAAUUGGUGUCGUGCGCAGGGUUGUCGAGACUGUGGAUUCAAGCAAGCUUGCUCUGGUCUCGACAUGCGCACCGUACGAUCUUUUGGCUAUGCAAGGAGUCAAUGCGCCUUGUCUCGCUACGUUUGAAUUCACUGUCCCAGCAUUGAGAGCGGCAGUGGCAGUGAUUUUCGGCGAGACAACUGCAGUCGGAACAGUCCCAGUCAAGUAG
Molecule: messenger RNA, 1686 nt
Organism: Sparassis crispa
Lineage: Eukaryota; Fungi; Basidiomycota; Agaricomycetes; Polyporales; Sparassidaceae
Product: Beta-hexosaminidase
Exons: 9
Coding region: 1-1686 (561 amino acids)
Biological process (GO): carbohydrate metabolic process; peptidoglycan turnover
Molecular function (GO): hydrolase activity, hydrolyzing O-glycosyl compounds
Source: RefSeq, a predicted model, not a curated record